Molecule: messenger RNA, 516 nt
Organism: Vitis riparia (riverbank grape)
Lineage: Eukaryota; Viridiplantae; Streptophyta; Magnoliopsida; Vitales; Vitaceae
Product: RING-H2 finger protein ATL16-like
Exons: 1
Coding region: 1-516 (171 amino acids)
Source: RefSeq, a predicted model, not a curated record
AUGGACCUCCCCCUAGCUUCUCAUCCUCUCCCACAACUACCAUCACCCCCACCCCCACCCCCACCCCCACCCCUUCCCCCUACCCCUCUCCCUCCUCUUCCUAAUGCUGAUGUUAUUGCUUCAGUACUCAUUGGCUUCUUUUCUAUAUUCACUGCCCCACUGUUCAUCUUUUUGGUUGUCCUCACCCUCUGCGGUUGUCUCAAACGUUUCUUCAGAAGGAGAGAUGAUCAUCACACUCCAGAGCCGGAUAUCGAAAUCGGAGCUACAAAUCUUGAUCAUGAUCAUCGCCCCCCUUCUCAUGAUUUUAGUCCGAGAACACAUGAUGAUAUUAGGCAAAGAUCUGUAGAGGAGAAGUUGAUGGAAGUAGCGCCAAGCUUUGUGUUUGAUAAAAGUAGGGCUGAGGAAGGUGGAAUGAAGGGCAACGAUGAAUGUGUGAUAUGCUUGGAAGACAUUAAAGAUGGAGAGAUAUGUAGGGUUCUUCCUGAAUGCAGCCAUGUCUUCCAUAAGCAUGUGUAG